AUGUAUUUGCCUUUGCUUUGCCUCCUCCUCAUCCUACAACCUGUGUAUAACAUGAGGAUGCCUCUGCUCAGUUGUGGUUAUUACUGGGAGCCCAACACAUACAUGGAGGCUGAUGUUAACCUCACUACAUUUAUCCCCAUUUCCAUCCCACUUGAUCUACCCCCAAAUGUCCGGAAUCCUUUUGACAAAGAACCAAGUGAACUAUGGAAUGCUGAUCUAACAAAAUGGAAAAACUAUCAAAUUUUGCUGACUGUAUACUUUGCCAUUGAGGAGAUCAAUAAGGACAAACAAUUGCUUCCUAAUAUAACCAUGGGUUUCCAUGUAUACAAUUCCUUUAAUUCCAACAAAAGAACGUUGGAGGGCCCUCUGAUGUUCUUGUCUGGGAGGAGUGAUUAUAUCCCUAAUUACAAAUGCAAAACAAAGCACAAAGUUCUAGGAAUCAUUUCAGGAACCAGGCCGGAAUUUUCUGCUGCUAUUGGAACACUUUUGGGGCUCUACAAAGUCCCACAAGUCACAUAUGGACCUUUUAAUGCUGAGCUAAGUGACAAAGUUACAUUCCCAUCCCUUUAUCAGAUGUCUCCUAAAGAGAGAGGCCUAACCCAUGGAGUUAUCCCUUUAUUGCUAUACUUUGGCUGGAAUUGGGUGGGGCUUUUUGUGGUUGAUUAUCUGAAUGGAAAAGAGUUUCUCUCUCACCUGAAAGCAGAGAUGGCAACAGAAGAUAUCUGCGAGGCUUUUACACAAAAAAUCCCUGCUUAUUGGAAGCUAGGGUUAAAAUAUGUUGCUGAUUUGGUGGACCUGAACCAAUAUACACAAGUGAAUGUACAGGUAUUCUAUGGUGAUAUAGAUGCCUUGCUAAUAUUCUGCCUUGAUAAUAGAAUAUUUUUAGCCAGAGGGAAAGUGUGGUUCAUGGCAAAGCAACACUUAAUACAUUUAGAUUCUGCAGCAGAUGAGCAUUAUUUGAUAUACUUUUUCAGAGGAAGUGUAUCAUUUUCAAAGAAGAGAACUAUCCCUGGUUUCAAGAACUUUCUUGAGCAUCUUACACCCUCCCAAUACCCAGAAGAUAUUUAUUUCUCUAAAUUCUGGGUUGACAAUUUUUCUUGUUCACUUCCUGCCUUGCCAUGUAAAAAUCUUAUACCCUGCUCAGCAAAUAUAUCCCUAAAGAUUAAUCAUGAAAAAAUUGAUCUGAUGACCAUUUCUGAACCCAGCUAUUCCAUAUGGAAUUCAGUGUAUUCCGUGGCCCAUGCCCUCCAUAAAGCGCUAUUGAGCAAAACUGAAAUGGGAUCUAUGGAAGACAGAAACACAGACUGGCUUCUACCAUGGCAGCUGCAUCCAUUUCUGAGGAAAAUUAAAGUGAUGAAUGAUGCUGGAGAUGAAAUAAGCUUCAAUGAGAACAAGAAAAUUAUGGAAACAUAUGAUAUACAAAAUUUUGUGGAACAUACUCAGCAUAUUUCAUUACUAGUUAAAGUGGGAGAGUUUGUCUUCAAGAGUCCACAAGAUCAAGGCUUUUUCAUCAAUGAAGUUCUGAUUAAAUGGCCAAGCAACUUCAAUCAG
Psammomys obesus (fat sand rat) is the source of this 1551-nucleotide messenger RNA. RefSeq names its product vomeronasal type-2 receptor 26-like. Gene Ontology annotation, biological process: G protein-coupled receptor signaling pathway. The annotation marks the transcript as partial. Gene Ontology annotation, molecular function: G protein-coupled receptor activity. The record is from RefSeq and is a predicted model, not a curated record. Gene Ontology annotation, cellular component: membrane. The transcript is spliced from 4 exons. Lineage: Eukaryota; Metazoa; Chordata; Mammalia; Rodentia; Muridae.